Messenger RNA from Juglans microcarpa x Juglans regia, 504 nucleotides. Its product is annotated as golgin subfamily A member 6-like protein 7. Bases 1 to 504 code for a protein of 167 amino acids. The record is from RefSeq and is a predicted model, not a curated record. The transcript has 2 exons. Gene Ontology annotation, molecular function: zinc ion binding. NCBI's taxonomy places the organism in Eukaryota, Viridiplantae, Streptophyta, Magnoliopsida, Fagales, Juglandaceae.
AUGUCGUCAUCAGUUGCGUCAACAUCGUUGCUUAAUCAUACAUUGAGUGACGCCCCAAUGUGCAGCUGUGGGAAACAAGUUGUACUUAGAAUAUCAAAUACUCGAAGAAAUCUGGGGCGAGCAUUCUUUGGGUGUCCACUCUACAACAAAGAGGGGUUACCGGACUGCAAGUUUUUCAAGUGGUCAGAUAGUAGUGAAUACAAAGAGCAAGACUUUGUAAAGAGAGAAGCAGAAUUAUUAAGGAAAGAGGAAGAACUUAAAAAGAGAGAAGCAGAAUUAAGGAAAGAUGAAGAACUUAAAAACAGAGAAGCAGAAGUAUUAAGAAAAGAUGAAGAGCUUAAAAAGAGAGAAGAAGAGAUUGAGAAGAGGGAGUUGGCACUCCAUAAUCAUCAAGCCGAGUUUCGCAUUCAAGAAGCCGACAUGCGGCAUGCACGCAAACUAUUUCGUAUAUUUUGGCUAAUAGCCAUAAUUAUUUACUUGUAUUUGAUACUCUCACUGGGUUGA